AGUUCACUUCCCUUGCGGUUUGAAACACAAACCAAUCUCUCCUCUCCACUUUCAGGUACCCCUCUAAAAAUCUCCCUUUCUUAGAGAAAAAAGAAAAGGAAAAAAAUCGAACGGAAGCUUCUCUUUUACAUUCACUCUCAAUCAAAACAUGGUGAGGGAUAGUAGUGAAUCGAAGAGAAGCACUCUGAAGUUUCUUUGUAGUUACGGCGGUAAGAUUGUUCCUCGUUCCAUUGACGGAAGUCUCCGUUACGUUGGUGGUCUGACCAGAGUUCUUGCUGUCGAUCGCUCUAUUUCCUUUGCAGAGUUGAUGGUUAAGCUUGGAGAAUUUUGCGGAUACUCCGUGGAAUUGAGGUGUCAGCUACCUAACGGAGAUUUGGAGACGUUGAUUUCAAUAAAAUCAGAAGAAGAAUUGCGUUUUCUUAUUGAAGAAUAUAAUCGGAAUUGUCGUGGUUCUAAAAUUAGAGCGGUUCUUACUCCUCCAAAGUCGCUCAAGACAAUCUCUCCUCCUCCAUCAACUCCUUCAAGCGUUGAUCUAUCCCCAACUAAAUCAAAACCAAUCACUUACGGACUGCCGAUUGGAUAUCCUAUCAGUGUUUAUAAAGACACUGGCAGAAUGCGUUACAAUUCAUAUUUUGGACAAGGAAACCCUAGAUUGGGGUGUUGUGACUCUUGCUGCUACAGAAACUGGCAUUGACGCGAAAGUAUUCCCAAAAUAGUUAUUUAGCUUUAUACAAAUUCAGAACAUAGAUGAUGACGAUAAAAAAAAAAAAUAUUUACUCAAGAGAGUUAAGUUUUGGUUUGUGAUUGGAUUGUAAAUUUGAGAAACAGAAAAAUUUAUUGACUGCCUGAGAUCCUAUGAGAUGGUUUUUUAUUCCA
Ricinus communis (castor bean) is the source of this 876-nucleotide messenger RNA. RefSeq lists its product as uncharacterized. The record is from RefSeq and is a predicted model, not a curated record. Gene Ontology annotation, molecular function: protein binding. The transcript is spliced from 2 exons. NCBI's taxonomy places the organism in Eukaryota, Viridiplantae, Streptophyta, Magnoliopsida, Malpighiales, Euphorbiaceae. Bases 149 to 694 code for a protein of 181 amino acids.